AGGACAUGAUGGAGGCCUUUCUAAUGGACCUCUCGUCUGUCGUCAGCCUCUCCAAGCUCCUCGUCGUCCGGCUGACCUGGAAACACAGUUACGUUCUGGUAAAUUCUCUUAUCGACGACUGGUCGGUGUCCAGAGACGAGCGGCAGCGCGAUGUGAUGCUGAGGUACACCAACGUCGGCAGGGUCGUCUCCCUGACGAUGUUGUACUUGGCUUACGCGUCAGGUACGUCUUUCCUCUUCAUGGCGGUGCCGUUCGACGUGCUGCUGCCUUGGCUGAACAUUUCCAAGCCGGAGUAUAACGGCACGACCGUGUCGACGUAUUUCUUGGCGAGCUACUGCGUGUUCGGCUCGUUGCCCACCAUCAGUCAUGGCUGUGUGCUGCUACUGCAGGUGGCGCAGAUCUUCGUGAACGCCACCUCGCACUGCGGCAAUGACGGCUUCUUCUUCGGCUUGGCGAUGCACCUGUGCGGCCAAUUCGAGGUGCUCGAGAUGGACUUUGCCGAGCUCGACGUGAGGAAGCGCGCCUGCCACAGGAAGAUGGGCAUGUUGAUCGGCAGGCAUUGCCAUCUGAUCAGGUUGGCCGACAGUCUCGAGUACGCCUUCAACAUGGCGAUCUUCGCGCAGACCUUGAUGAGCGUGCUGCUACUUUGCGUGGAAGGCAUGCAACUGAUCAUCUCGUUGAAGCUGCACGACAACAUCGCGGCGAUCAAGCACGUCGUUCUGAUCCUGACGAUGCUGGUGCAGCUGUACCUCUACUGCUACGCCGGCGACCAGCUGGAGUCCGUCACCGAGAGGCUGUCGUAUAGCGCUUACAGCACCGUGUGGUACGAAUUCGAUGCAAAGCUCAUGAGAAACCUGCCGAUAGUGAUGCUGCGCGGCAGGAUACCGCAUCAGAUCACGGCCGGCAAGUUCCUACCUAUGAAUGUAUUCUCGUUCAAGGAGAUCCUGAAAGCCACAUGCUCCUACAUCUCCGUUCUCAGGGUUAUGAUAGAUGUGUGAUACGAAAUAUAAUGCUGGCACACACAACACACGCACACACACGCAC
Messenger RNA from Harpegnathos saltator (Jerdon's jumping ant), 1044 nucleotides. Its product is annotated as odorant receptor 22c-like. Bases 6 to 998 code for a protein of 330 amino acids. Gene Ontology annotation, biological process: sensory perception of smell; detection of chemical stimulus involved in sensory perception of smell. The transcript is spliced from 2 exons. Gene Ontology annotation, molecular function: olfactory receptor activity; odorant binding. The record is from RefSeq and is a predicted model, not a curated record. Gene Ontology annotation, cellular component: plasma membrane. NCBI's taxonomy places the organism in Eukaryota, Metazoa, Arthropoda, Insecta, Hymenoptera, Formicidae.